AUGAUGCCUCCAUCAGACUCUUUGCGACAUCACCUACAUAAGCUCGCUGAAGUCCGGGCAAAUCGCAAUGUUUCUUCUAUAUCUACCUCUACCUCUCCUACCUCUACUUCUACUUCCACUCCAGGCACAGCCCCGCCUCCAUACACAUUAUCUGUCACCAGACCCAGUGGCACAACUGUCAUGAGCGUCGAUCAGCACGACAUGGACGACCCGUGGGCCUCCCCAAUCAAUAUUUACAUUGACAACUCCAUCACUGUAACUGGUGAUGAAAACACUAUUACCGUGUCGUCUCCUGGAUCUGAUUCUUCCACUGAUCCAACUCACCACGAGGCCCAGACAUCUCCUCGCCUCACCUCCGUCGCGGCUGUCAUCAUCGCUGCGCUGAAUCGCGCAAAUGCCCUUAACGAUGAUAUGGGCUAUCCUCGGCCCAUCAACAUCCGCGCUCACGCGGGCAUUCGGGUGAGUGGCCGAAACAACACCAUCUCCGUCGUGGGCGAGGUCUAUAAGUCUUAUUCUGAGACUGUUAACCCCGGAGCUGGAGAAAGCAACAGGCGCAAGCGUCGUGCCAGCUCGGUUCGUACUCUACUUCGUAAAAAGAUCCUCAAGAAGCUUUAUCACUGA
Penicillium concentricum is the source of this 621-nucleotide messenger RNA. RefSeq lists its product as uncharacterized. The coding region runs from base 1 to 621 and encodes 206 amino acids. NCBI's taxonomy places the organism in Eukaryota, Fungi, Ascomycota, Eurotiomycetes, Eurotiales, Aspergillaceae. The record is from RefSeq and is a predicted model, not a curated record. The transcript has a single exon.